This is a messenger RNA of Vicugna pacos (alpaca), 2003 nucleotides long. It is a transcript of the gene PACC1, whose product is annotated as proton activated chloride channel 1. The record is from RefSeq and is a predicted model, not a curated record. NCBI's taxonomy places the organism in Eukaryota, Metazoa, Chordata, Mammalia, Artiodactyla, Camelidae. Gene Ontology annotation, cellular component: cell surface.
CAGAUGCUUUUUGAGGGCCUCCAUGUACCAGGUCACUGGAACAUUGCUGCACAAGACAGAUCCACGCCCGCGUGGAGCUUACAUUCUAUGGCUGAAAUAGCUAAGAGGCUGAGUGACUGGAACAGAGGAGUUAAAAUGUUAACGGAAUGACUCUGGCUGCUGUGUUGAGAAGAGACUGAAGCAGGGAGCUACUGCAAUAAUCCAGCUGAGUGAGGAGUUGGAUCAGGUGGUUGAGAACUCAGAGCAGGCGGACGAGCGGGAAAAGGAGACAGUCAAAGUCCAGGGUCCGGGGAUCUUACCAGCCCUGGACAGCGAGUCCGCCUCGAGCAGCAUCCGCUUCAGCAAGGCCUGCCUGAAAAACGUCUUCUCAGUCCUGCUCAUCUUCAUUUAUCUGCUCCUCAUGGCCGUGGCCGUCUUCCUAGUCUACCAGACCAUCACAGACUUCCGUGAGAAACUCAAGCACCCAGUCAUGUCGGUGUCAUACAAGGAGGUGGACCGCUACGACGCCCCAGGCAUUGCCCUAUACCCCGGUCAGGCCCAGCUGCUCAGCUGUAAGCACCAUUACGAGGUCAUUCCACCUCUGAGGAGCCCCGGCCAGCCAGGAGACUUGAACUGCACCACCCAGAGGAUCAACUACACGGACCCUUUCUCCAAUCAGACUCUGAAAUCUGCCCUGAUUGUGCAGGGGCCCCGGGAAGUGAAGAAGCGGGAGCUGGUCUUCCUCCAGUUUCGCCUGAACCAGAGCCGCGAGGACUUCAGUGCCAUCGAUUACCUCCUCUUCUCGUCCUUCCAGGAGUUCCUGCAAAGCCCAGACAGGGUAGGCUUCAUGCAGGCCUGCGAGAGUGCCUAUUCCAGCUGGAAGUUCUCGGGGGGCUUUCGCACCUGGGUCAAGAUGUCCCUGGUGAAGACCAAGGAGGAGGAUGGGCGGGAGGCGGUGGAGUUCCGGCAGGAGACCAGCGUGGUUAACUACAUUGACCAGAGGCCAGCAGCUGAAAAAAGUGCUCAGUUGUUCUUUGUGGUCUUUGAAUGGAAAGACCCUUUUAUCCAGAAGGUUCAAGACAUCAUCACCGCCAAUCCUUGGAACACAAUCGCUCUUCUCUGUGGAGCUUUCUUGGCGUUAUUUAAAGCCGCAGAGUUUGCCAAACUGAGUGUGAAAUGGAUGAUCAAGAUUAGGAAGAGAUACCUUAAAAAAAGAGGUCAGGCAACAAACCACAUAAGCUGAAGUCGGCUGUGUUGUUCAUCAAACUGUCUGAAUUAAUGGAAGUUCUCAUCGCUUCCAUUUUGGUAAACCCGGCUGCCAGCAAUCCUGUCCUCUACUUGAAGAAAUGGGCCUUGCUGGGAGACUGGCCUGUGACAUUGCAGCUUCUAACCUGGCCCCAAAAGAGACUGUUGGAACAGAUCCAAUGGAUAACCUAAACGUUAUUUAAGUAUUUAAAUUAUUAAUGAACGUUUUAAGACAUAUGACAUGAAUAGGGUUUGUGGAAGAUGGAAUUAGAUAUACAUCAAGUCUUCUGAAGGUUUGUGGAAGAUGCCUUUCUUCUUCCUUGGUUUGGUGUAUAGUUAAGGUCUAACAGGAUAAUUAAGACCCUCACCUUAGGUUUUUCUCUUGAGGUUUUUAAAAUGGACAGAAGAGAAUGUGAUUUUCACCCCCUGCCCUGCCCCGUGCUGACGCUCCAGACGUGGAGGUAACGCUGUGAAACGGGUGCACUGUGCACAAGGAAGGCAAGCCCCUCGUGUCUCCGGUGCCAUCUGCUAGCCUCUGACAUGCUCUUUUGUUCAUUAAAUAUGAAAUGGGACUUUUUUUUUAAACCUAGUUAAUUAGGUUUCUCGUAGACUGACUAGCCGCCUGCAUGUCUGGCUAGAAUAUGUGUUGAUACAGGUAUGAGUGUGGGGUGAUUAGCAUGCAAAAGCCCUAGGAUGUAUGUACAUAGUAGGUGCCUACUCAGUGUAUUUUGACUAUUUCAUUUAACAGGUAAAUAAAAGUUAGAUUCAUACAAAAGGAA